Molecule: messenger RNA, 150 nt
Organism: Arabidopsis thaliana (thale cress)
Lineage: Eukaryota; Viridiplantae; Streptophyta; Magnoliopsida; Brassicales; Brassicaceae
Product: oxidoreductase
Exons: 2
Coding region: 1-150 (49 amino acids)
Source: RefSeq, marked reviewed
AUGGAGGUUUUGAAAUGGGUCAAGGAUUUGCAUACAAAGGUUGCUGCAACGGCCUUUAACAUUCCCCUUAGUUCGGUUUUUGUGUCAGAAACAAGCACAUACAAGGUUCCAAAUGCCUCACAAACUGUUAUUGCUCUCUUGUCUUUUUGA